UGGGCGAGAGGGUCAUGUCUAUACAGAGGAGACCCGUGGGACGGAGAGUCAUAGGAACGAGGAGCUGAGGGGUAUGGUGUGUUAAGAGGAAGUGGGGCGGGGCGGGAGCACAGCACAUCUGUACAGGUGAGACCCGAGCCACCUUACCCCAGAAAGUGAGGGAUCUUAGCUGUACACGUGUUAACAGAUUAGACUCAAAGGUUAGGGGAGGCACGCCUUAUUAGUUGAGUAGGGGAGACCUAGGGAAUCUGGGAUCACAAUCAGAUGAGAUAUUGGUAGGGAGUGGUAUGACAAACCUGAGGACAAGGGCACUGAAGGGGCAACCCAGAGAAGUUAAAGGAUGGUGGAAAUAGGGACUUUAUUGAGCGAAGAAGAGAGGAAAAGGAGUAGUGGGGGCAGGUGCUAGUAAAGGGGGUUUGGUUUGGGACUGAUAGGGGCAAGGGUGGGGCUUGGGCUGAAAGAGGAGAUCUGGAAAGCCCUGGUUGAAGAAACCUGAAAACUUAAGUCGAAAGGCAGAGAAGGGAGGGGAUGGGUGUGUGAGUGUGUGUGUGUGUGUGUGUGCACGUGCGCGUGUGUGUUGGGGAAGAGAAGAGGGUUGAGCAUGUUGGGGAUAGAUGCUGCUUUACAUGUUGUAAGAUCAGAGAAGAGGGAAGGCCAAAUUGGCUGGCUUGGUAGAGGUUGUCACAACUAUGAAAAGAAACAUUGGCCCUGUCUUCAUCAGUGGCUGGAGACGCGACCAGAGCGGCAAGAGUGCCCAGUGUGUAAAGCUGGGAUCAGCAGAGAAAAAGUGGUCCCUCUUUAUGGGCGAGGGAGCCAGAAGCCCCAGGACCCCAGAUUGAAAACUCCACCCCGCCCCCAGGGCCAGCGACCAGCUCCGGAGAGCAGAGGGGGAUUCCAGUCAUUUGGCGAUACCGGGGGCUUUCACUUCUCAUUUGGUGUUGGUGCUUUUCCCUUUGGCUUUUUCACCACUGUCUUCAACACCCAUGAGCCGUUCCGUCGGGGUACAGGUGUGGAUCUGGGACAGGGUCACCCGGCCUCCAGCUGGCAGGACUCCCUCUUCCUGUUUCUCGCCAUCUUCUUCUUUUUCUGGCUGCUCAGUAUUUGAUCUUUGUCUCCCUCCUGCCCACCUCCAGCCAGAGGAGAAUCAGUAUUGGGGGUCCUUGCUGACCCUUCCUUACUCCUGGCCCCUCCUCCCCAGCUCCUCCAUUUCUAACGGCUAAGGCCAACCCUGGCCACUUUCUAGGAGGGUGUGGGGAGGAGUGACAUCUGUGCAGAGAAUAGGAGAACCUUCUGCUCUGAACUCACUGAGGAGCGUCGUAACUCCCAACUCUGGUACAGGAGGACAGAGAAAAGAGAAUGUCUGUUUCUUCUCUCUCCUGAUCCUUUGCUUUCCCCCACAUUUAUUGAUUUGAUAUUGAAAGAUGGGCAAGGCUCCCUCUGACUCUCCCCUACUUUUCCCCUGUUAAUUUAACUUAAUUUCUCUCUCCCCAGUGUCUAAUAUGGGUUCUGACUCUUAAGUGCUUUCUUCCCCUCACUACCUCCUUUAUUAUAAAUUCAAUAAACAAGGUGAGAUAUA
This is a messenger RNA of Zalophus californianus (California sea lion), 1576 nucleotides long. It is a transcript of the gene RNF5, whose product is annotated as ring finger protein 5. The coding region runs from base 602 to 1105 and encodes 167 amino acids. Gene Ontology annotation, biological process: ubiquitin-dependent protein catabolic process. Gene Ontology annotation, molecular function: ubiquitin-like protein conjugating enzyme binding; ubiquitin protein ligase activity. The transcript is spliced from 6 exons. Gene Ontology annotation, cellular component: endoplasmic reticulum. The record is from RefSeq and is a predicted model, not a curated record. NCBI's taxonomy places the organism in Eukaryota, Metazoa, Chordata, Mammalia, Carnivora, Otariidae.